Molecule: messenger RNA, 1372 nt
Organism: Eupeodes corollae
Lineage: Eukaryota; Metazoa; Arthropoda; Insecta; Diptera; Syrphidae
Exons: 3
Coding region: 501-1121 (206 amino acids)
Source: RefSeq, a predicted model, not a curated record
UUUCUCUAGCAAUUUAGAUAUUUCCUAACGAAAUUGUAAAUUAAACAUUUUAAAGUUAAAUUUGCUGCUGGUUAAAAUAAACGUACAACGUAAACGCACGAAAAACAAAUACAAAAAUUAUUGAGAAAUUUCUCCAAAUUAAAUCAAAAGUAAUAUUUGAUUGUCUAUUAACGAAGAAGUGCUUGGUGUGAAAAUUUGUAAUAAUUAAUAAAAAGUGAAUUUUUUAACAAAAGCAUUACGACCUGCGACUAAAUAAUUCGAUACAACUUGGAAUAAGUUAAAGUUAAAUACCUACCUCUUGUAUUCACAUACAUAUUUCUAUCGCCACUUGAAAUUGAAACAAUCAAAUCAAAUAACUUAAAAAGUACAUAUAGAUAGUGAAAAGUUGACUGUACUUGGUGUUAAGUUCACAAAAGUGCAGUGUUAUAAAGUUUAUCCAUAAAUUUAAAUAAUUUAAUUCGAAAGAAAGUGUUCAAUUGGUUUAAUUUUGGAAGUGCAGAAUGUCGAAUGAAUUUCCAACGAUGAGAGAUGGAAUACAGGAUGUCGAAACUGGAGAAGUAGAAUACAUCUUUGCUGAACGUGAACCUCCCAUCCAACCUCAAACUAUUGAAGUUGAUGCGGAGACAGGAGAGCCAGAGUGUUCUAAAAUAGCAGUUCGCUACUUGAAAAGAAAAUCCUUUCAAAUUCCAAAAGAAUACUUGAAAACUCCCUCAGAUGAUGAUGAUUUUGAUGAACCCUCCUGCUCAAAGAAGAUUGCUGCAUACAAUCCAUUCGAUAAGGAGGCUUUCAUUAGGAUGGACUGUGUAAAUAAGGACAUCGUUCUUGGAUUCACAAAAUCAAGCUACCUGCUGUUCUUAGUACCAUCAGUGUUCUGCUUCACAAAGAUAACAGCUAUCUGCAUUUUAGCUUGCGAAUUACUCCUGCAUUAUUUGGCGCAUUAUAAAAAUCGCAAUAAUCUAAACUCAAAUAUUUUCUAUCGAAGUCCUUUACAUUUGCUUACGUCGCAAUUUUGUCGUGAGUGUUGUGCAGAGAAUGAAAUGGAUUCAAUAAGAAAACUCCAUAAGAUCAGCUCGUCGAGAUUAAAUUUAAGCUUCAAAGAUAUGACAAAAAUUAUUGGAUAGUUAUGGAAUUAUGCAAAUACUAUAUUAUGUAGUUUUUCUUUUUUGGUUUUUGUGUUUUAGUUUCUUCUUUUUCUUAUUCUUCUGUGAAAAUAUUUCUUACGAUUAAUUUUAGUGUUUGUUUGUUCAAAAAUAAACUUAACAAUAUUUAUUUUUUAGAUCAUUUAUACAUAUUAUAUAUUUGUAUUAAGUUUUAUUAAUAAAAAAAUAUGAAUAAAUAUACUUAUUAAUAAGAACCAAGGAAAGAAAAGGAA